Cinara cedri is the source of this 17636-nucleotide messenger RNA. The record is from the annotation of a GenBank genome assembly. NCBI's taxonomy places the organism in Eukaryota, Metazoa, Arthropoda, Insecta, Hemiptera, Aphididae.
AUGGAUUAUAAAUAUUAUUGCGAAUCUUCGGACAAAGACAUCUUUAACUUCCUCACUAGACUUAGUGGAACGUCACUUGCACUUGUUAUCUUUUCUAUUCCAUUUUUUUGGUCUGAUAUGAAAAGUAUAUCUGAAUACUGGAAUCGAUGGACUAUUUUUCAGGUUUGUAAUAUGAAUAAAAAUUGGAAAUAGCAAAUUAUAAACGGUGUUGUGUACAAAUAAAUUUGAAAAUAUCCAAAUAAUCAGCGGCGACUUUUUAUCUAGAAAAGUUGUUUGGUUGAGUGACUUAAUAAUUAUAAUAGGUACCUAUCCUACCUUUCAUAUUUUAUAAUAAAUAUAUUAACUAUGUACCAAUCAAGAGGAUUAACAUUUAGAUCUAGAGAAAACACAACACUGUUUGUACAUUUAUUUUAUAUUGUGUACCUAUAUAAUUUAGCUAUAUUAAUAUAUAAAAUACUAUAUGUAUUCUGUGUAGGUAUAAACUAUAAAAUAUAUUCAUUGGCGUGUAUUGGAUUUAUUUUCUUUUGGGGAGGGGCGCCUUGAUAAUAUUCUUCCACAGACAUCAUCACAUAUUGAUUAUAAACUAACGAUAGGUUCAACGCCCCCUCCCCUAUACAUUCAUCAGAGUUGGAAGAGGGCACUGAAUUUCCUGAAUACGCCAUUGAAUUUUUUAUCUCUUUACACGUGUUUACAAUAAUUACUGGACAUUUUGUUUUUUUAGCAAAAAUUUGAAUCGUGUAUGCAUAAACCCAUACAGUUCAAUAUAACCAAAUUAGUGUGGGUCGUGACAAUAGUACCCACCGCCAUAAUGACACUUAAUAUUGGAACGAGCGGAUUAUUUGUCAAAGUGUGGAAAAUAUCGAAUUCUAUUAUGUUCAUAAUCAUAUUCGGCAUUAUAAAUUUAUCUACCGGAUAUUUUUAUAUCAACUGCCAUAUAUUCCGAAAUAUGAGCAAAGAAAUAAACCAGCGUAUUAUGGUUAGGACCUUUAUGUAACAAUCAUUUUAUUAUAUUAUAUUAUUUUAUAACAAAUUAUUUUGGUGAUUUUUAAGAAAUCCCGAAACUGUGUGUGUUUUUUUUUUUUUUUUAAUUCACAGAAUUAAUAUAAUAGUAGGAAUCUAUUCAACAAUAAUAUUUUAGAUGUUUAUCGAGGAAUGCAUAUUUUAUAAUAAUUUAUUAUAUUUAAGUGUUUAAAUAUUGAAUAGGAAUUGAUCGUAACCAAAGGAACCACAACCAGGUUUAGGGAGCACGUAGAACUUUGGUGUUACAUGUCUGAUCUGAUAACAAAUUUCGGCACAGUCCACGCCGGAAUGUUUUGCUCUGUAGCACUUGUCAUGUACGUAUCCAGUACUAUUACUUUGUUCUUAUUCUUCAUGAUUCUAUUAAGCACAGAGAAACAAUUGAUCACUGCAGUAUUCUUACCGGUUGUCUACACUAAUUCAAUACUAAUGGUAUACAGCGAAGCUGCGUAUAUAGCCAUCUCGGAGGUAAUAUUAUUCGAUUGACAAAUACCUACAUAAUUUUAUUUUCUGUUUUAUUAAAAUUCCAAAUUGUGGUAAAUAUCUCUUCAGAUAGGACCGAAAUUGCAGUGGAAAAUUCUUAACUCCUGUGUACACGGCCUUGUGAAACAGACUCAACGAGAAGUAAGUUGUAAUUUAUAAUUAAAUUUUUUCGCCCUCGCGUCCAAGUAAAUUUAUCAUAAUUAGUGUUCAAUUUACAAAUUUUGAUUUUUAAAUAGAUCUGAAACUGUUGAUGAAUGUGUUAUUAGUGUAGUAGGACAGUUGAAAAGAUAGAAUACAUAGUUAUUUAAUUUAUAUCUGUAUGGAACAAUAAAUUAGCCCUAACCAAAUACGAUUCUGCGCAUAAUAGCUUAGACUUCAAUAUAUAAGGAUAAUUAGAGGAACAUUAUUGGAACAAUUGUUCUAGAAUAAUGUUACGAGUGUCUUUAGAUACUGAACAUAAUGACUAACGAGGGAAUAUAUUGAUUUUUUUCUAUCUGUAAAUCACUUUUUCACAAGAAAUAUUGUACCAAUUUUAAAGUUUACCAUAUUUCUGAAGGAAAAUUGAAUUUGGUUGGUGAAUUGGGAGCCUAUUUUUCAAUUUUUCUUGUAGUUAAUUUUGAAAAAUAAAAAAAUAUACUACAAUAACGGUUUCAUUAUUUUUUAUUUGCUAUCUAUUUUAAAAAUUACGGUGUUUUGAAACAUAUACAAUUAAAUUUCUUUCCAAGUCGCUUUUCGUUAGUAAUAGUUUGUUAUUAUGUAUCUACUCUAUAUACCUUACCUUCUCAAAUUUUCUCUUACAACAGUGGUAUAUCCAUUAGCAGCUUGUAACAGCUGUUUUGUUUUUUAUUCUGUAGCUGUGAAAAAAUUUUCUACCAGAAAUCGUACUUUAAUUUUCAACUGUAGCAUCUUUUUCAAAAGCAAAUUUUAUCUUGAAGAUGUAUUAAAGGAAUGAUUUGCCUUGCUGUUUUCUAAUAAUUGGAGAACAUUUUUAUAGUUUGUGUGUGUUAUUUCUUGUUAUACAAAUAUAUUGUUUAUUACGUCAGGUGUAAAAAAAAUGAGAGGGAAAAACUUCUUAGAUAACGAAAAUUAAAUUAUCAUUGAUUCGUAAUAGUGCGUACAAAGAUAUAAAGGUAUAAAUGUAAUUAAAUGUAUUAAAAUAAAUAUUCAUAUCCAAGCCAGAAAAAAUAAUUUAAAAUAAAUGCAAUAUAUUUAUUAUAAUACAGUCAUCGAGAUAGGUAAGCAAUUUUGUUUAUAUAUCGUGAUGUAUAUAGGUAAAUCAUCGAUUGAUAACAUAUUUUAACGAGUCAUUAACAUAAAUAGAGCCGAAAUCGGAUAAUUAACUAAUGGGCCGUGAUUUUGUGUUUUUUGACAAAUUUCCCAAUUAACUGUGUUGGCGGAUCUGCCGAUGUAUGAUGAAGUGUUAGAUUAAGCACCUACAGUAAAUUAUACAAUUAUUCAUUCCAGGUACAAGAUUUUUUAGAAUUAAUCCAGAUUUAUACUACUAUUAAUUUUGGUGGUUUUUGUGAUGUCAACAGACAAUUUUUUAUUAACGUAAGUAUAGAUAUUAUGCUCUGGCUAAUUAUAUACCGUUAUAUAACAAUUAAAUUCCAUAUAUCUCUAUUUUUAUGGUUUAUUUAUUUUUAUUAUGGUCCAACGUUUAUUUAUAAUGAUAUUGAGUAAAAUUGAUUUUGAUUUUUUCCCCGUCAUUACAGAGUUGUUUUACCCUUGCUGUGCUGUUUUACGAAUUUUACCCUUAUUGUACAAACCGUAAACAAACGUAAACACUUAUCUAUAAGCGUUUAAUUUUUAACCCUCUCCUUUCAACUCAGAUUUGAAAAAUAAAAUAUCAAUCCGUUUUAUUAUUCAAACGAAUUAAAUAAAAUACCAUAAUGUUUUUAUUUUUCAGUCUUUCUUCGCCGUGGUUUUUAACUUGGUCGUUGUAUUUCAAUCUCAAAUAAUUCCAAAUCAAUAUACGACAUAAUGGUUGAAGAUUACUUGUUGAAAUUUAAACAUACGAGUAACGAGUAUAUUAAUUUAUUGUAUAAUGCAUAUUUAUUUGCUUUAUUAUCCAUUGAUUUAUUUGAAUACUGUAGUAAUAAUAGUUGAAUAAAGGAAAAAAAAAUGACAAUCGGUUGGGAAUUAUUAUACAUUGUGUUACAAGGAAAUAUAUUUUCCAAUAUUAUUGAUACCUAACAGGAAUCAUAGGCAUCUUUACGGGGUAGCGAGGGGUAGACACCUACCUCACCAUUUUUAAUGGAGUAGCGAAAUAACAGCUACGCCAUCUUACGAGUGGGUUGUAGCAAAAUAGAACUGUACGAGUCUUAUAUUUUUUAUUCGGAAUAUGAUCACGACAAAUAUAUCUUAUAUGAUAAUUGAUAGAUACAAUUUUAAUAGUGUUAUCGGCUACAUUUUAUGUAUAAAGCCGGUUUCGUAUCACGCGAACAUUCCUCGAAAUUCAUCGCGUUUGAGAUAAUAUUCAACAUUUAAUCUAUUUUUAGCGAAACUAAAUGUUUGUUUUUUACAAGAAACGGUUUAUCGUCGACAACGAUCGGGGACACACAGUGGGGUGUUUAUACGAAAAGGCUGGCCGAAAAUACCCAUUUUAUGAGCUUAUUUGAAAUUAAUCUAAAAACAAUUUCUGGUUAUAAUUUUAUAGUUUUAGAUUCUGAUCGGAACGAAGAGGCUUAUGGUUUUACAAAGACGUUUAUUUAUUUUUUUUUUUUUAUCUGUGCGCAACUUUUCUACCAGAAGAUUUGUUCCGAUUUUUAAGUGUAGCAUUUUUUCUGAAAGGAAAUCAGUGUGGAGAGUUACAUAAUUUUUCGAUUUUCUCAGGAGUUUUCUUGUCAAAUUCGAAAAGUUGGGAUAAAACAUGGGAAUACCAGUAAAAACGUAGGAAAACUGGGAGAAUCGAAACAACAUUAAAUAUAACAUUAUUAUGGUUGCUUACAGGCAUACAUUAAAUUACUUGUAACAGUGGCUGCACCCUAUCCCUACUAUCCUCGGACAGCUUUUUGUCUAUGAUAUAUUUCGUCAACGUCGAAAAUUAAAGUUUCUGAAGAAUAAUUUGAUAUAUAUAUAUAUAUUUUUUUAUCUUUGUUAAUGAACUUGUUUGAGGACUCUUAUUUUUAUCUAUAUUUAUGUUUUAUAAUAUAUCUUUACACAACACACGGUUACAUCUUGUAAACGUAUAAGUUAUAACUGCGGGUACAAUUAACACACGGAACCAUAAACAUGUAUGCAAUCUCCCCCACUAACCAAUAGCUGUUUGCUUUCUACUCGGCGAAAGAGGGAAAAACUAUUGAUGGCGAUUGUUGGCCGCAACGCGCGCGUAUUGCUCGUCCUGCAGUGGUGACACGGUGCUCGCCCCGAGACGAUUGGCUGUGCGCGGAACACGAACGACGGCCGGAGACGGUAACAUGACAACACGGUGAAUCGGUGCAUGUACGAUCGCUGUUAACGUACGGUAUGGUAGAAUAAUAUUUUUGGGCAAAUUGCAACAAAAAUGUAUUUUACCCCGCGUUUAAUGUAAACGCGCGAAAUUUCGGUACCGAGUGCCAAAAAAGUCAUUUCUUUGAGUUUCGAAGUAUUUUCACACUGCGCGUACCUGGGUAGUGUGUAUAUAGACUUCGAUCACCCGAAGCGCGCAGACUCCACGCGAAGACGCGGUAAGUGCACUGCCUACCUUUAAUUUUUUUUUUAAAUACAUAGUCAUUCGUCGAUUUCGAAUACAUUUCAUAAACUGACUUCUAAAUUGCGUGUACCUGAACGUAGAACACGAAAUCAUUCGGUGUCGUAUUUACUACUUAGCGUACCAAUGUGAUAAUUUCAGUUUUUCACAAAAACGUUACGUCUCGAACACAUUUUUUCAUCCGUUCGAUUCACGAUUAUUUCCGUGCACAUCAACGCGUUCUCAUUUCUGCAAAGGUCCUUUGAGCCUUCGAGCCCCGUGUCAUCUAUGAUAGUUUUAGGAACACAGUACACACAAAAGUUACUGACAUUUGUAUCACGCACCAUUGAACUUCCGUCGGGUUUCAUCGGUCAAUUCCAAUUUGUUUUGUUCAUAAUAUUCACAUUAACGCAUAUUUCAACGUAUCAUAACCAACUUCAACGCUUAUGUCAGAUAUGCGUCUAUGAAAUGUGCCCGAACGGGUACUUACCAUUUCCUCUCAAAUGGUGAUUGGUUAGGUUAUAUUCUCUACCUAACAUAAUCUAACCUCAAGUCUGUGUGACCGACCGAAAAGGCGUACGUUUUCGUCGGACGCUAUCUUCUUAGAGGCCAUGGUAUUUUAUGUAGAUGAAUUACGUACAGACGAACGUAGUGCAGUAGGUUUAAUUUUAGAACACAAUUUUUAUUUUAUUAUAUUUUUUCUGUAUGAUUUUACAAAAAAAAAAAAAAAAAUGUAUAUUGUUGUCAACGAUUUUGAUUUUUUUUUUUUCGUGUAAAGUGAUAUCCGUGAUGAUAAUUCGACACGUUAUUUCACCACUAGUCACGGUGGUGUUAUUUCGUAACCCGGGACAUGAAAAAAAAAAAAAAAAAAAAAAAAAAAUAGGAAGGUAGAAUAAUUUAGUUAUUUUUUUCAUUUAUUAAAUUGCAUUAAUAAUAAUAAUAAUUUAUCAACGAAAAAUCCGUCUUUAUACCUGUACACAACGAUACAUCAUUGGUGACGUCUGGACGGAAUUCAGUUUGGUAAUCAUGUGUUGAUAAAUUACCAUCGAAAAUUGUAUUCAUUUUUCAUAUAUUUUUCUCAUAUUUGGUAAUCUAACCUCGGAGAAAAAACGAAGAAAAUGAUUCACAAUUCGCCAGCCACAAUGAAAGUUUUUUUUUUAAAACUUGUUUUCAUUGCAUAAUUUUAUAAUAACCGUAUGCGCUUUAUAAUAUAACAUUUAUUAUAUCAGUUUACGUAAUAAAUUAAAAUAGUUAUUGAUUCUGGUUUUUAAAUUUUUUAAAUGUUAAAAACGUUCUCCGAUAAAUCCCCUCUCCUUGGCUGAGGUUGAUUUUAACUAGUGGGACUAGGUUUAUUCACCACGGGCCGUAUUAAAAAAUAUAGAACGUAUAAUGAUCGUACAGGGCAGGGCUCUAGUAAUUACGAAAAGAAAAGAAAAAAAUCAAAAAUAUUGAACAGAACAAGAUUUAUUUCAGGUGGUAGAUGUCUGUGUUAGUGGCCCAGAGACCGGAGCCUUUACGAUUUCAAGGGUUUCGGUUCUUAAAAAAAAAAAAAUCUAUUAAGCGUUCCGGUCUUGUGAUUUUUAAAGUGUCCCGGUCAUUUUCGGCACGGCCUUUUAAGGUUCCGGUCCCUUUACACCUUGUAUAAUUAUUAUACAAUACGCGUCGCAACGUAAUUAAAUAACGUUACCGGUUUUUGCUAUUUCGUUUUCCCGCAGGCCUGUCUAUAUCCACGUCAUCGUGCCCUGCAAUGGCCGCGUAUUCGUACGCCGAAUCGACCACGGCGCUAUUGCACCGGGAAGUCGCGGAAAUGGAGACCACCACCACGCUGCCCGCGUCGCCCGGACGACUGGUGUCGGUCGAUUAUCCGUUCGCGGCCAAAAAGAUGUCGGCGCCGGCGACCGCAUCAACCGCGGCAACGGCGGUCGAUUACGCGGUCAAGAACGUUUCGGUGACCCUGUGCCAUCCGUCCGCCGGUAUACCGUCCGUUGACGAAUACUUCACCGGUAAGUCGAAUUCGGAUAUCCGUGAUAAAAUCGCGCGUGCGGCCAAUAGCCGUACACAUAUAUGGGGCUAUAUAUAUAUAUAAUAGCCAUAUAUUUAUUAUAUACUAUGUACGCGCACACAAAAUAUAUAAUACAGGGGCGUAUAGAAGGAGGGGGGACGAUAGAGGUGAUUGCCCCUGGGCAUUGUUGAAUUUGUUUCGCGUACACCUGUACUCACUUAUUUUUAUUAUUAUCAAUCGAAAAUUUAGAAAAAAAAAAAAUGUUACUUUUUUUUUUUUGUGCGGAAAUGGUUAUCGAAAAAAUGUCAAGAGAUUGACAAGAGAUUGGGGAGAUAUUGUAGCUAUCAUCGACACAAUAUAUACCCACGGUCGAUUAUAAUAAUUAUAUUGUGAUUGUCUGUACUCCGCAACCAUGGCCGGUGUUAUUAACACAUACUGUGUUCGGGGAAUGAUACCAUAGAGCUGUAAUAACCAUAUCAUAACAAAAAUUGAUAAGCUUUAAUGGAAUGGCGGCCACGGUAGUGCGAGUACAGUGCUGCAGGUCUGCAGCAGUUUUCUACUUCUAUAACUAAUAAUUUAUAACUAUGAUUAAAGUUCGAAUUUCGCGCUCCCGCCCCGCCCCCCUACCCCCCGGAAGAGGAGCUGAAUACGCCCCUGAUAUAAUACAGCGAGGCCUAUUUGUCGUCAUUUUUCGUACUACGGUCCUCGAAAUACUAAUAAAUUUAUGACGAAAAUGAUAGAAAACCAUCAUCCAAAAAUGUUUUUUAAGAUAUGUCGUUCCGAAAAUUAAUAUCAAUUUCACCGCACAGUUUUUAAUAUUUGCGGGUAUUGGAAAUCGUUAGAUAUUGAACUAAUACGUAAUUUGAUAAUAUGUUUAUAGGCUGUUAGCUAUCUUUAUUAUUUUUGUGUUAUAAAAGUACAGAUUAGAUCAAAUUGUAUAAAAUUAUAAAUUGUAUUUACAAAUAUGUUGGCUCUUGAUAUCAUCGCAUUUAUAUAUUAUGUGGCUCGCGAACAUACUCGUGUUGGCCAUCCCUGUAAUAUAGCUAAAUAACUGUAUAAACUGCGUAAUCAAUAAAUGUAUCUAAUAACAUACACUAUUAUUGCAAUUUAUUAUGACCUUUUAAUAGUAUAUUUACGGGAAUUUUUUCUGAAUCAGCAUUCCUCUGCACACGUAGUGAUUGUAAACAAUAAUAUUCUACCAGAAAUCUUGCUUCGGUCAUCGACUUCAGGAAUGGUUGAAAUACAUAUUUUUUUUUUUAUUAUAGUAGUAAAUUUUGACAAUAAUCAGUGAACGCUGGGACGGUCAUUUUUUGAUUUCACUUGUACUUUUCUUAAUAAUUGAAGAAGAAAUGAGUAUUUAUUUUACUAUAAUUGGCAUGUAUUUCCGUGAAUAAAGAUUAUUAUGUCAAUACGAGAAAAUGUACGUAAUAAACGGGUUCUGUUAUUUUAUAUUUUGUUUUUUUUUUUUUUUUUUUUUUAUUAAAAAUAAUCUGGGUAUUUUUAAAAGUUGUCAAAUAUAUUCGGCGAUGUUUGAGUUAUUUAUAAACAUUUUAAAUUGUCGUUUUUUUUUUCUUCUUCGUAUAGCUAUUAUUGUUUCGACUCGGUAAAAAUACUCGAUAAUUUAACAAGGUAUUCAUCAUGGGUUGUACUUAGUGGUUAAACAAAUUGUGAAAAUUUUAAAGUUUAAUAUACUUUGUAUACGUUGCGUACUUUGAACAAUUUUCAGAUAGAUUGGAAAAUACCAAUUUAGGUGUUCUGUGUUACGAUACGAAAAUGUGACGUUAAAUUUUGUUUUGUUCCAGUUAAUAUAGUUCCUAUUCUCUACGAAUAGCUUGAAUUAUAGAAUUGCAAUCAAUAAACCGCGAUGUCCGCAAUAAUAAACUAUAGAAUUAUUAUAUUUUGUAACAAUAUACAGCAGUGGUCGCCGCUUAAUGGACACGCGGUUAAUCGACUCGUUCGUCCGUCAGACCCAAACAGACCAAGUCCCGAUUUGCGCGCACACGGAAAAAUAUUCGCUUAUUAGACUCACUGCACCGGUUACAAGGGCCGUUUAACAAUACGAUAAAUCGACAAGUAACGAAAAUCGAAAAAAAACUCGCUGUUUGACGCGAAGCUUACGGUACCGGUAUUUCAUCGUCGUCAUAGAGAUAAUAACUGAAUUAUCUUUUCGCGAUAGCGUAAUGUACGUACAACAAGUCAAUGACGACUCAACAGCCGUUGGUUUUUCAAUCUAUUCACCUGUGCAACUGGCGUUGUGUAAUCCGGCUUGACCCGUGUUACCACGAAUAAAAUAAACGCAGCGAUACGAAUGCGGGUGAAAAAUUGCACUUUUAACCUUUAGCCCUCAAAAACUAGACAAACUUAACCUGUAAAGCGGUACUCAGCAGUAUUUGCGAAGACGGGAAAACUCAAUCAACUCUGUUCAGUUUUAUACCAAAAAUGAAUUGGGUAGAAUUUUUUAUUUAAGUACAUAAUACACACAAUCAAUUACAGUAUUUCCAUUUUAUACAUUAAUUUAGUCUCAAUAAAUAUUUUAAAAUUAUUUCAAUUUGUGCACGUAUGGAAUUUUUUUUUUUUUUGAGGACCUUUAGCCUUAUUCGCUCAUUCGGUUAAUUGACUCAAAUGGUCUGGUCCCAAAGUGAGUCUAAUAAACGUCGACCACCGCAAUUGUUUAGUGAUUAGUAAUCGCGGGAUGGAAUUGCACAAUAUAAUGGACCACAGUAAUGAGUAUGUUUUUAAAAAAAAAAACCUACGGUUUUCUAUUGGCUAUAAUUUAGCGCGAAUAUUCGCGAAUGAUAGGUACCGAUGUCCGUCUACGACUAUGAUGGGCAAUGAUGCUACGAAAAAAUGAUUUUUUAUCUCGACUUGAAUAUAAUUUCCCCCUCCCCCCUUUUUUUUUUUUUUUUCCUAAAACUUGGCCGCGAGAACGAAAUANAAAAAAUGAUUUUUUAUCUCGACUUGAAUAUAAUUUCCCCCCCCCCCCUUUUUUUUUUUUUUUUCCUAAAACUUGGCCGCGAGAACGAAAUAAAAAAUCACGACGGAAAAAAAUGAAAUUCGUUGCAUAACUAAUGCGCGCUUAUUAUGUAGGCACAGUACACAUUAUACACAUUAUUUUAUUUGAUUUUUUUUUUUUUUCCCCCGCGAACAAUAUCUCCGGAGUCGCGUGAAUUCUCAUAGCCCUUGCACGGUCUGCGGUCGUUUGGACACGGAAUUACGAACAUUUCAAGGUUUUCCACGGCCACGGCAACGUUUUCUUCGCGUAUCCUCCAACGGGUAUCACACAUCACGCCGCGUUUACCCAUUGGAUCACGGUCGUUUGCACACUCCGACCAUCCGACGUACGCCAAACCCGCCCCCCCCCCACACCCGUACGGUUCGUGCGCACACCUUCGCGCCGGCGGAGACGUGUUGCGCGUGGCGAACUCAAUGUUAUCGCGCGCUACCGUACGCGCGCACCCGCGUCCGGCGUACGUACCGAUAACAUUUAUACGUACGAUAUCCGUCACUCCGCGGUUCUCAUCGGUCGCCGCCGCGUGUACGGUUCUGUUGCGCAACCCGCGACCGCGGCGCGGUGUCAUCAUCCGAACGCGCGCAAUCGGCGCGGCUUAACGACUCCCGAACACCGGCGUGUACACUCGUACGUAUCGUUUCACCGUCGGCUUAUUAUAUCACGCGCGCGCGCGCGCUCGUUAUCACACUCGCACGCGUCCGCCGCGGAGCCGUACGGGCAUGGUCAACGGCACGUACGGUGGCGAUUUGCAGCGGACAAACCACUUUCUAGUUUCUCUCGAUCGCUCUGUCUCCGUCUCUCUCUCCCACUAGUCAAUUCUCACUCCCCCCCCCCUAUCAAUUUCCGCACGCACGUUAUUACACCUAUUACCGAAUGUAUGACAGGUCUCCGUAAUAUUACGUCACCGAGUAUUAUAGCCUGCUGCUGCUAUACUACUGCAGUCGUCGUCAUUGUCUUAGAGUAUUAUUAUUUUUUUUUUUUUUAAUUUUGAAUUUACAUUUCGUAUAGAAAGCACCCGGAAAACGAAUAUAUUAAAACGAAUGUAACGAAUCCGGGUGCUUUAAUCUCGUAACUUCUAUUGGCAUCUCCGUUACGAGAAAUUCAAUUACGGCAAUGCUCGUCGUCUGAACCUGCAAUGCCCAUCAAUUGUUUGCGAUUUCCUCGCGUUCUCGUUUUCAUCUUUUCGCGAAAAAAAAUAGUACCUAACCUUCACCGUGUACUUUACGCUUUUGAAUAAAUUAUAGUCGCCGACCAAAAACUAUACGGCCGUGGUUAUGGUUCUGUGGGCUGAUUUAUCGAAAAUAUAUUGUUUCCAAAUAGCAUUUUCAAUAACACAGCUAUGCUGUCAAAUGGGAAUGUGGUAAAUAUUACACCAAGUAUUGACUUCGUUUUAUUAUACUGAUUUUUAAAAUUGUUAUAAAACAAAUUUGUUUAACUAUUGAACAACAGGCCAUAGAUAUUUAUAAUUUACUCCUCGUUGCAGGGAAUAUAAAUCCAUCGACGUGUGCCCUUAUUAAAAUAUUUAACGAUUUACAAAAGUGUGUGGGUCUAAUAAAAAUGAUACUUUAGAUAUUUGUUAUCGGAAAACUUACAGAAUAAUAUGUACGACGCUCGACGGUACCAAAUAAUAAACUAUUUAAAUUUAAAUAGGCGUAAAUUAAGUUACUUAGACCACAGUCGUCUAAAUCUCUUAAAUAAGUGCUUGAGGUUUAUGAAUCUAGAACAUUCCCCUUCCGCAUACUUCGGACAUUACGUUUAAGUGUUGAGUCAAUUUAUUUGUCCAACACGAGGGAUAAUCCAUAUUCCAUAAUCCAUAGGUAUUGAUACCUACAUAACGACGGUGGACACGUUUAAUUAAACACAUUCGCCCUUUGAUGGUUUUAACUUUCAACUAUAGAAGUAUUGUGGUCAUAAUCUUAAUAACCGCAUCUAGAAUAAUCACUACUAUCAAUUUAUUAAUUACCUGCCUAUUUGUCCAAUAAAAUUUCAAAGCUCACUGUUCACAAUUUAUCGAUUUUUAAUUGCUGAGACUAACGGUCUGAUAAGUAAAUAAGUCAGUAAUAUUGAUAUAGUGUUAUAAAUUAUAUUAUCAUACUGAUACAGACUGAUAAACGUAAAUAUGUAGCUUUUUAUAGUCAUAAUGGAACAAAUACAUUCGGGUAUGGACAGCGUAUUGUUGGCGAGUACGAUGCACGCGUCCAAUUUUAUAGAAAUCUGAUACAAGUUGAUUGUAGACAUAAAUGAUAAAAUAAUGAAUAGGCCAUUCCUUUUAACAGACCCGACACUUGUACACAUUUUUGUUCUAACUCGAGCAACUUGGGGUUUACACCCCAAUUAUACUAGGUACCUAGUAGCAUCUAUGGUUUUAUAACGUUAUUUUGGUUGUAGACACGGACACUGACCUCUAUGGAUACUCGCUGGAAACGUUAAUGCGCACAAUAAAAAUAGUUUGUCGUAGUUCAUAAUAUAACUACCGCGAAACUCGUAAAACAAAAACGAUCACGAUUGGCGUAUCUGUACAUAUACCAAUUAGCAAUCGCUAACUAAAAAGUAACCAUAACAGACAGCAGCAUUACCCAUACGUUUUUGUUUUUGUUUAAUGACAACACCAAUUAUAAUAUUUAUUACUGCGGUUUUUCUGCGCUCAUUAACUUAUACUGUUUAAAUUGGAGCGCGAUUGUUUUCGCAAAACAAAGAAACCAGUGCAUAUUUGGCUCUAUUUGUAUCGACCUGAUCAGGGUCACUACUCGGGACUCGGAAACUUAAUUCCAUACACGAAUUAUUCAAUAUUUUUUUUCUCAUUUCACGAUUCACUCCACGUAUGAAAUCCUAUUCUACGCGUGUUUCAAUAAUUUUAAUCAUCGGUUCGUGCCUCGUAACACAAUACACGCUGACAUCAACACGCCAUCAAUUUUUAAAUUGAAUUAUGUAGCGAUCGAAAAAAUGAUUCGGCGCAAUCGUAACAUUAACGAUCUAAUCAAUCAAUUAUUCUAAUCAUUAAUUAUGGACGGAGCCGCUCGUCUCGCCGCCGUAUCGACUCGCCACCGAAGAAAUUGGAAAACGCCAGAACAUUUUUAAAAUUUUUUUUUAAAACCGUUCAUUAUUAUUAUUAUUAUGAGUACCUACUCUAAAAAAUGUAUUACCUUUUCCUGCGCCUCCGGUCUAAAUUUCAAACUGUUAUAAACCUGUAUGGUUCAUAAACAGUAAUCCGUACCGAUAUUAGUGUCACUAGUUUAUUACGCAUGUCAACAUUUUAUGUUUAAAAUGGGAGAAUCCUAUUUGAAUGUCGGUAUAAACUUAUCUAAGGUGAUUAAAAAUAGUAUUGACAAAUACAAUUUAAAUUGUUCCAUAACGGUUGAAAAAAAAAUAUAAAUCGAAUUCACUUAAAAUCCUCCGAGAAUAUUACUGGUUCACGAUAAAUAGAUCAUAUUUUUACACUCUGUAUAAUAUGAUAAAAUAUUCAUGGUGAAAUAUCAAACGACAUGACGACGAGUCGGUCUCGCUGAGUCGGUCACAUAGGGGUUACGCGAGUAAUGGGGAGGAAAGACCUCUGAAUAAAAGAAAAAAAGUCAAUCUAUCGAGGUAGUGAUACAAGGUUGUAGUGAAAUAGGUUUUGUCUCAUUCAAAAAGUAGUUAAGUGUUAAGCAAUAAAAAAUAAAAGAGCCGCGUCGACCAUGAAAGUAGGAGUGAACUAGUGAAGUGAGGUAAAUGGACUUGAGAAAGAGCAGACUUGGCCAUAAUAUCACUAUUUUGAUUGGCCGACUUUUUUGGAUGGCGGUCUAGAACUUGGCCCUUUUUUCACUACAAGGUUUUUGUUGAGGAUACGCACUUUUUCUAAACAUCUAUUUUAUUCGAAAGAUCGUGAUUAUAGAUAUUUUAUAAACAUACCUCUAAUAUAAUAAUAUCUUUAAUCGUGUAGAUAUAUACAUGUACAAAAUAUCCAUAAUUUGAAUAUUUCUUUACAGCUAUAAACCUGACCGGAGUGGCGAUAUUCACAUUGGGUGCGGUAUGUGUAGCCCUGAUCGUCUAUCUUUACGUCGACACGCUCAGAUAUAUUAUCAAAAACGCGCCACCCAUGGUAAAAACACAUUCAGCAUUCAUUCUCAGCGUGUACCCGGUAAGCGGUUGUCGUCAUAUUAAUAGUCUGAUAUUGGUCGUUCGUGUCACAACAAACGAACCAACGCCAGUUUUUCUCACGUGUUCCGUAUUAAAUAACUAACAAUGUGUGCAUUUCGGUCCACCAGGUCGUUGCUGUAGCCACAUAUUGCGCAAUAUUGGUGCCCAGAGCCCAUCUGCUGGCCGAGGCCAUGACUCAGGGUAUGUUUAUGGCGUCCAUGUACCAACUGUUUUGCCUGUUUAUGGCCUAUUGUGGCGGUGAAGCCAAUCUCAUCGCCUCUGUUAAACCACAGUCGUUAGACAUGCAGGUUCCACCGUGUUGCUGUUGGCCGUGCUGCUGUUUUCUGCCAAAGUUCACACUUACAAAGUACAACGUCUUUUUACCCUCACCUGUACACGACUCACCGAACGCAUUUUACGUCCUUUUAACGACUGGCUAACACGUUUAUAACAGACUAGAUAAUUAAGAGAAUGCUCAGCUCGUAAUAUUUUCGCCGUAUUUAGAGGAAAACAUGAAUAUUUCAGAGAUUGAAUAACUCGAUAAGCAAUCUAUUUAUUUAUUUAUUAUUUUUUUUUUUUUCAAUAUACUCGUUCGCGUGCACAAAAUAAAAUCGGACGAACUUGGUUCGGAAGUUAUGGCGGAAAAAACUUAAAAGUUCAGUUUUCUGUAAUGUGCGUUUUACACGUAAACGGCUACAAAUAUACAUUUUCAAUGUUCGUAUUGACGAGUAUACAAAAGUGUUGCCGUGGCCCCGUUCUUAUUCAUCCAGUCGUUCUAGGUUACGCUAAGAUUUCGCAGUACCCGUACUCUAGUCGGGAAAAGAUUGAACCGCCUUCGCGCGUGAUCUGCCGCGCAAGUCCGGUUCAAUGAUAUUCGGCGCCGUUCUGUGACGGAACGUCGUCACUGCUACCGCCGUGCUCGCGGGGAAGCCCACGGGCGCGGUCGGCCGGCGGGAUAGUUUAAUAACCAGGAGGGACGCGCGAACGGAACGGACUUUCGGCGUCCGAGCGGUCCAGCCUUAUUCCGAAUAGAGCAUACCCACACUGGUUCAAUUUAGGUAUGGCGCGCACAUGCUGUUUAUUACUGCCACUGCGCCGUGCCUACCGAAUGGUUCUCUGCAAUUCGCCGUGCCGUUUCCUUUCUAGCGUCGCCCCGCUGCCUUCGAUUUAUAUGUAUACAUUUUUUUUUUUUUUUUUCAUUCAUACAGGAAACACUUGAGGUACUUACGAAUAUUAGUGUUACAACUGCCCGUCGUCCAAGGUUUCGUGUACAUGGUGUUGCUUGUCAUGUGGGCAGAAGAAGAGGUAUUCGAGUAUAGUCAUCGUAAUACUUAACACUGUUCAAGCACUAGGUGCUUGAAGUACCUGUUAUUUUUCAGUACAACAUUAACAUGUUUGUCUACCAAAAGUACCAGUAAUAUCGAAACGUAUUUCGCUUCCCCUCCCCGUGGCAUUAUCACUAUUCACUAAAUAUUUGAUACGUCAUCGUCAUAAUUUAUAGCAAUGCUGUAUGUAUCUACAGAAAUUACAAUAAAUUUUGUAUUCCUUUUUAAAUUAUAUCUGUACCCAAGAAUGUAUUUAAGUCGGGGCUGAAAACUAACGGCAAAUGACAAUUCCGAUUUCGGUUCACGUUUUCACAAAGAAAAAAAAAUUAUCAUUAAUAUUAUAAGUGUUAAAAAAAAAAAUGUGUUAUAUGGUUCAAACGAUUUUCUAUUUCGAACACUAGUGGAAGAGUAAAAAAAUUAACACAGACAGGGAAGGUGAGCCCUUCCACCACAUGCAUAUCGUGGGAAGAAAGACGGGUCUCAGGAAAUAUAAGUGACAAUGGAUAGUUACACCAUCUAUAUUUUUACCCCUCCCUCCCCCUUCAUAUAAAAUAUAGUUCCAAAGUCUAUAAAAAGUACAUUCAAAAAUAAAAUAAAACAAGAACUAAUAGUGGGGAUGGGAACGGCUACUAUUGUAAGUGAGAAGUUGGGAAGGUAGGAUACAUAAGAUUAUUUCAUUUAUAUCUGUAAGCAACGAUUACUUGACGAAAGACGAUUCGGAAAUACAUAAUUUUAAAUGUAUUUUUUUUUUUUUGCGAUUUUCGUUUAAAUUUGAUUUCAAAACGCUUAUUUUAAAAAAAAAAAGUCGUUCGAUAAUUUUGGAAAUUUCACUACACCUAGGCAAGUUCAAUAUAUACAAUUAAUAAGUUUUAAGUCUACGUGUAUUCCUAACUGAAUUACAUCAAAAAAACUCCCAAAAAUUAAAAUUCCUUAAAAGCUCAAAUGUGGCUCAAAGUGCGAAUUUUGUGCGUGAUUUUUAUUUGAUAGGUACUCAUGGAUGAAAUUGUUAGACUAAACAGAAAUGCUUGAAAUUCAGACAAGAGGUUCAUUAUAAGUGGUUCUUAAUAAUAAUAAUAAAAAAAUUGAGUACAUUGUAGUAAUUCAUUUUUAUAAUUUUUAAAAUUAAAUUUUGACGAAAAUCGUAAAUAUCACGACCUUUAAUUUCGCUCCGAAUCGUUUUUAGAUGGUUACGGGUAUAAAUUAAAUAACUUAAUGUAUCCCACCUUCUCAACUACUAUAUAUCGUAUAUUACACGAUAUUAUUUUAUAUUACGAUGCAUACAAUUUUCAGAGCUUGUACCAAGUUAACUACAUGUACAUGCAGCCAUUAAUCGUGAUUUCCAUUAUUUGUGGAAUGUGGGGAAUUUCGAUGACUAUGCGAGUGCUGGGAGAGAUACUCCAGGAUCACAAAAUCCAAGGGAAAUUCAUAGCGCUCCAGCUGGUGCUUGUGUUGGCCAAGUUACAGGGGCUCGCGUUCAAGACGAUGGUGUGGAAGGGAUGGUUGCCUUGUAAGCCUCCGAUUUCGCCAACCGUUUAUGCCAACCGUACGUAAACACUAUACAAAUUAACAGUUUAAUAUUCAAUCUUGCGCGGAGGCUGUUUAAUUUCCCCAACACGUAUGCGUACGUCCACGCGGAAAAACUACGCGAUCAGCAACUACGCACGGGCACGUGCAACCGACCUCGUACAAUAUUAGUCGUUUUUUUAGUUAUAAUACCAGCGCAUGCAUACCGGUUUGACGUUAUUGCGUAACAGCUAAAUAGAAACUCCGUCCGUAAAUUAACGCAAAACCAUUUAACCACAAACCUUUAUUUUUGCAGUUAUAUACAAUUUUACCAUGCUGUGGGAAAUGUUGCUGUUGGCCGCGUUGGCUAGGAAGCUCUACAAGAGACCGUUGCCGGACCAGUGCUUCGGAGAUCCACCGAAGAUCACGUGUUGCGUGGACUUGCCCAGCAACCAGGAAAACAACAACAUCAUAAACGGCACGUACAAUCAAUGCUUUGACAUGAACGCAUAA